Dendroctonus ponderosae (mountain pine beetle) is the source of this 770-nucleotide messenger RNA. It is a transcript of the gene mRpS7, whose product is annotated as 28S ribosomal protein S7, mitochondrial. Gene Ontology annotation, molecular function: structural constituent of ribosome; rRNA binding; mRNA binding. The record is from RefSeq and is a predicted model, not a curated record. Bases 15 to 716 code for a protein of 233 amino acids. Gene Ontology annotation, cellular component: ribosome. NCBI's taxonomy places the organism in Eukaryota, Metazoa, Arthropoda, Insecta, Coleoptera, Curculionidae. The transcript is spliced from 4 exons. Gene Ontology annotation, biological process: ribosomal small subunit assembly; translation.
GAUCAGUGACAGAAAUGGCUGCGGCUAAAGGUUUGUUUGCGAAAUGCCAACUUUUUAAGUGGAAUAUUCAGGCAAUCAGUGCAGGUAUUUUCCAAAAUGGCAUGGCAAUAUACCCUAGCUUUUACAUAGAUCCGAUAUUCAGAAAAGAAGUUCAACAGGAACUUGUCCAAUCUGGGGAAAUAGACCAAUACGCGCACUUACCAACAAAGCCUGCUGCUAAUAACCAAACAUGUUCAUUGACUUUUGAUCCUGAUAUUUCCCUCUUUACCAAUUACCUGAUGAGAGACGGCCGGAAAAACUUUGCUCGUCAAUUAGUUGAAAAAUCGUUGGAACAAGUUAAACGAAUUCAGCUGGAAAAGUUCCACAAAUGCACCUCAGAGGAGGAUAAGGCCAAGAUUGAGCUCGACCCCAAAGUAAUAUUUCACCGGGCUGUGACCAAUUCCAUGCCUCUUUUACAACUUAUGCCUGUUAAGAGAGGCGGAGUAAAAUAUCAGGUUCCUGUACCUGUUUCACAUCAUCGUUCGCGUUUUUUGGGAAUGAAGUGGCUGAUUGAAGCAUCCAGAGAAAAAGACAAGAAAACUGUGCGGUUUUGGACGCAAUUGGCCAGAGAACUGGUUGAUGCCUCAAACAAUUCUGGAAGAGUUAUACGAAGAAAACAAGAUUUGCACAGACAAUGUGAAGCAAAUAAGGCGUACGCUCACUAUAGGUGGAGUUAAUUAGAUUUAGUAUACUUGUCAUUAGUUUCUAAAUAAACAUACAUAUAAUUUCUA